Trematosphaeria pertusa is the source of this 1740-nucleotide messenger RNA. RefSeq lists its product as uncharacterized. Bases 174 to 1550 code for a protein of 458 amino acids. The transcript has a single exon. The record is from RefSeq and is a predicted model, not a curated record. Gene Ontology annotation, molecular function: protein binding. NCBI's taxonomy places the organism in Eukaryota, Fungi, Ascomycota, Dothideomycetes, Pleosporales, Trematosphaeriaceae.
AAGUCUCUGACGUGUAGGGAAGUCGCGCCCGACCAUGGUCCUACAUCACUUUCUUCACUUGCUCUUCACUCCUCUUCUCUUCUCUUCACUUUCUCUUCUCUACAACUCUGAAAUCCGUAGCACCACUCAUAUAACAGCUACAUCAAGCCCACACCUACAAUUUCCUACCAGCGAUGGCGUCCAUCACAUCGCUCGCCAACGAGUUGCUGGUCAAUGUCGCGUCCUCGCUCGAUCAGCAGUCACUCUGCAGCCUCAACCUUGUCAGCAAAAAAUUCAGCCCUAUCGCGCGGGACAUCCUCUACAGCCGACCGUAUAUACCCCCACCAUAUGGCCGUGACGGAUUGCGAACGGAGCCGGACGAUCGGCUGCUUCAUCUUAUCCGCACACUGCUCGACAACCCGGAGUACGCGGAGAAGGUCCACCGGCUUACUUUCAGCACGGGCCUAUGUCGCGUGCCAGAGGAGGGAUUUGGCUUUGCGGAGAUGCGGCGCAAAGGUGUGGAAGUAGUUCGGAAAUUUGCUUCGGCAAGUGUACGGGAAGACUGGAUUGCCAAGCUGGACUUGGGAGACCAUGACGCAUGGGGAGGAGUUCUGCUGGCUAUCGUUCCCACGUUGAAGGUGCUCGAAUUUCAGCCCUUAAGCGUUACUCCAGAGGAUGGCCCGACGUAUCACAUAUGGCAGAAGCUAUUUCGAGGCGAUAAGAUGGGCGGCACCAUUGACCUGAACCUCAUACCUGGCUUGAAGGGUCUGCAACAUCUUCAUUUCUACGGCGAUUACUUCCAAUGGGAAUGGCUCAAGCUAUCGUCUCUUCAAUUCCUCCGUCUUGGCGUAGUAUGCCAUAUGCCUGUACCUGAGGAAAUGGCAAAUCACGGCAUCUCACCUGGUACUAUAUCGGCCAUUACGACUUUGGCGAUAACGCAAAGGGUUCCCUUCGAUUCUCAUGCCGUACAGCCCCAUCUGGGCCACUCACUAGCCCACCCGAUAUUCUCCAACAUGGCGCGCCUGGAAGUUCACAUCAGCAACCUGCUGCACCUUCCAGAUCCCGGCAGAGGACCUGGAACGCUUGUACGACUAUAUGACGCUUCCCGUCACUGCGGCGAUUGGGACUAUCUCGGACCUCAACUAGAGUACCUCUCAGACAGACUCGAGAGCUUCUGGCUGGGUGUGAAGAGCGGGGAGGACCCCGGGUUUUUGGAUUCCAUCAAUCCUUUCGGGACUCUUCCUUCGCCAACCACCCUUACUGUCCUCACCAAGCUCAAGACACUCGUCCUGCCGCAAGACGCACUCUUCAAAGAUGGCGAGCCUAUUCCAGACCUCUGCCAACUGCUUCCCGCUAGCUUGCAAACUCUUGGACUCCUGUACCCCACUAAGCAACUGUGCGACUUUCUAGAUUGCUUUCUCCUUAGCAUGGGCUCUUUCCCACACCUGCGGACCCUAGAACUUCACUGCCGGAAUGAUCGAGGCGUUGAUUAUCCGACCAUGUGUUCAGACGACAAUCCGAAAUGGGACGAGCUCAAGGAAGCGGGGUUUGCCGUCGAAAUCUACCAUUAGCUAAGGGCGAACGAGCGGAAUGUUGACAUGUUAGUUGGAUGGGUGUGGAGGAUUCAGUCAUGAAUGACAACUGGAGCAGGGAGGGGGAUGAAAUGUCAAAGGCAUGGCAGCAGCUAUAGCCAAAAUCGAGGAUUGAGCUAGUGGCUUGCUUGAUUUGGCUGGACGGGUUUAGGAUAGCCUUUUGAGGAUC